Molecule: messenger RNA, 2007 nt
Organism: Peromyscus eremicus (cactus mouse)
Lineage: Eukaryota; Metazoa; Chordata; Mammalia; Rodentia; Cricetidae
Product: membrane primary amine oxidase
Exons: 1
Coding region: 379-1992 (537 amino acids)
Biological process (GO): response to antibiotic; amine metabolic process
Cellular component (GO): Golgi apparatus; early endosome; endoplasmic reticulum
Molecular function (GO): primary methylamine oxidase activity; quinone binding; copper ion binding
Source: RefSeq, a predicted model, not a curated record
AGUGAAAGCAGAGAAAGCUUCUGGCCCUAGGAAGGUGGGAGUUGGGGAGGAACUUGGUCUGAGGGGCACAGGCAUAUGGAGCAGACCCCACUCCUUACUGGUAGUGGGUUUCCAUGCACAGGCUGGAUUCCUCCCCCUUCUCUCAACCCAAACCCUGACCCAGAGAGCAGAGUCUGAUUUGGAAGCUGGAGGACAAAGCCAUGUAAGGUCUGUGGAUAUCACUGCCGCCAGCUCAGACCCGCCUCCCAACUCGGGCUCCAGCCUCCCUGCUCCCCACCCUCAGCAAAAGCAUCAGAAAACAAAGGCAUUCUGCUAGCGUCCAGACUCCUAAGCAAGAGGAGUCCAUUUCUGCUAAAAGCCUGUCUGUCUUCAAGAACGAUGACCCAGAAGACCACCCUGGUGCUUCUGGCUUUGGCUGCCAUCACCAUCUUUGCCUUGGUUUGUGUCUUGUUAGCCGGUAGGAGCGGAGAUGGAGGUGGACUGGGCCAACCUCCCCAUUGCCCUUCCAUUCCUCCUAGUGCCCAGCCCUGGAUCAAUCCUGGCCAGAGCCAGCUGUUUGCAGACCUGAGCCCUGAGGAGCUGACAGCUGUGGUGAGCUUUCUGACCAAGCACCUGGGACCAGGGCUGGUGGAUGCAGCCCAGGCUCGGCCCUCGGACAACUGUGUCUUCUCAGUGGAGCUGCAGCUGCCUGCUAAGGCUGCAGCCCUGGCCCACCUGGACAGAGGGGGGCCCCCACCUGCCCGGGAGGCACUGGCCAUCAUCUUCUUUGGUGCACAACCCCAGCCCAAUGUGACUGAGCUGGUGGUGGGGCCCCUGCCUCACCCAUCCUACAUGCGGGAUGUGACUGUGGAGCGUCAUGGUGGGCCUAUACCCUAUUACCGGCGUCCUGUGCUAGCCAGAGAGUAUAUGGAUAUCGAGCAAAUGAUCUUCCACAGAGAGCUGCCCAAGAUUUCUGGGCUCCUCCAUCAUUGUUGCUUCUACAAACACGGGGGACACAACCUGCUAGAAAUGACUUCAGCCCCCCGUGGUCUGCAAUCAGGGGACCGGGCUACCUGGUUUGGUUUGUACUACAACCUCUCAGGGGCUGGUUUUUACCUACACCCUAUUGGCUUGGAGCUGCUGAUAGACCACAAGGCCCUGGACCCUGCCCUAUGGACCAUCCGGAAGGUAUUUUAUCAAGGCCGCUACUUUGAGAGUCUGGUUAAUCUGGAGGACCAGUUUGAGGCCGGCCAGGUAAAUGUGAUGGUGGUACCAGCCAAUGGCACAGGUGGGUCCUGGUCCCUAAAGUCCUCAGUGCCGCCAGGUCCAGCUCCCCCCCUGCAGUUUCAUCCCCAGGGACCCCGUUUCAGUGUCCAGGGGAAUCGAGUGGCCUCCUCUUUGUGGACUUUCUCUUUUGGCCUUGGAGCUUUCAGUGGCCCAAGGGUCUUUGAUAUCCGCUUUCAAGGGGAGAGAGUGGCCUAUGAAAUCAGUGUCCAGGAGGCCAUAGCCCUGUAUGGUGGCAAUUCACCAGCAGCAAUGACGACCUGCUAUAUGGACAGUAGCUUUGGCAUUGGCAAAUACUCUACCUCCCUGACCCGUGGGGUGGACUGUCCUUACCUCGCCACCUACAUGGACUGGCAUUUCCUUCAGGAAUCUCAGGCCCCCAAGACACUACGCGAUGCAUUUUGUGUGUUUGAACAGAACCAGGGCCUCCCGCUACGGCGACACCACUCAGAUUUCUACUCCCACUAUUUUGGAGGUGUUGUGGAGACUGUGCUCGUGGUCAGAUCUGUGGCUACCUUGCUCAAUUAUGACUAUGUGUGGGACAUGAUUUUCCACCCCAACGGGGCCAUAGAAGUCAAAUUCCAUGCCACAGGCUACAUCAGCUCAGCCUUCUUCUUCGGUGCUGGUGAAAGGUUUGGAAACCGAGUUGGGGAGCACACGCUGGGCACGGUGCAUGCCCACAGUGCUCACUACAAAGUGGACCUGGAUGUGGCAGGUAAGAUAUCCUGAGGGAGAUAAGGGUCU